AUGCAUCCCACCACCACAGAGCACGACUACCGCUUCCCGCGAAGACCCGACCCCAGAGCCACCACGGCCGACGACAUCUCGACCGACUCCAGUCCGCGCCCCGGCCGCCUCGCCGUCGCCAACUCCCCCAGCACUGCAUCUCACUCCUCCCGCGCCCUCGACUUGGAAAAGUCGUUUGCCAAACACGACCAUCUCCUCGGCGAUGCCCUCUUUCCCACCCUCGGCGACGCCGACGGCGCUGCUGGCCCCAACCUCGACCAGAUGCAGAACGACGAUCCCCUCGCCGCCCAGGUCUGGAAGUUCUUCACCAAGACCAAGCAGAGCCUUCCCAACCAGCAACGCAUGGAAAACCUCACUUGGCGCAUGAUGGCUCUCAGUAUGCGCAAAAAACAGCAAGAACAGCACAGUCGAGCAAAUGGAAUCGCCCAGCUUCGCAAAUCCUCUCAGGCCAAUGCUGUCCCCACGCAUAACUCGGAUCAGAUGAACAUUGAUGAAUUCAUCUUUCCAGAGCAGACCGGCUCGCCCAGCGUCUUUGGUUCGCCACAAAUGUCUAGCUCCAUCUCCGCCGCCCAACCUUCGGGCAUCCCUAUCCACCAGCAGCCCAGAGGUGAUGGCCUCGGCACCGCUUUUGUACCUCAGUCUGUCCCCGAUGCGCCUCACCUCCAGCAACGCGACAACAGCGAAUUCAACUAUGUCCAGCGCCGAGUUCGCAAGACCAGUAUAGACGAUCGCCAGACGAGGAAACGUCCUGCCAACUUUUCUCCCCACAUCAGCGCUGUCGGUGCGCCCUCUGCUGUCGAUAACGACGGAGACAUUCACGGUUACUCUCUUGACGGCCACACCCACAUCAACAUGCCUCAGCAGCUGCCCAUCGACCAGUUUGGCCUCGACUUCAUGCCCAACGACAAUAUGAUGAACAACUCGCAGUUUCAGCAGAAUUUUGGCUUUUCUCCCUCCACGUCGCCCAUGGUCCCCAACGGUCAUCUCUCCUCCUUCAAUAACACCAUGGCACCAUCGUCGCUCAACACCACCGACUUUUACUCGCCCCCCGCCUCUGGCUACCCCUCUGCCGUCUCGACCCCGCACGGCAUGGCCGAUAAGGACAACUUCCCCUAUAGCCCCCAUGAUGCUCGUCAGCACGGCCAGGGCUUUCAGCAGCAGAACAUGAAUCAUCAGUUCAUGUACAACGACCCCAGUGGUAACCCCAUCUAUGGCUCCAUGGGCCAGGGCCAGUCCUUCAACCAGAUGGACCACUCUCAAAGCAUGCAUCCCGAUAGCGCUCUUGUAUCCCCCACCAUUCCCACCAUGAACCAAGACGGCAUGUUUUCAUUUGGUGGUGACUCGGAUGAAGAUGAUGGAACCAAUGGUAUGAACAGCAUGCAGGGCGAAUUUACUGCGGCCGUCGACGAGGUAGGCUCCCUAGGGUGGGACGCAUCACUACCAGGCCAGUUCAGCACCCACUCUGCGCGAUAUCCUGGUGGCCCUCCCCGCAAGCAGGUCGUAAUUGGAGGCACCACCACCGACUAUGUCGAGUCCAACAACGAAGACAACCGUGGUGGACUGGGCAGGUCUCAAUCGUUCAAAUCCUCCGGCUCACGCCAGCCGAAGCUGCCUCGGAACGCUUCUACCCCUUCUCACAUGGCCUCAAAGCACAACGGCUUCGAACAAAUUGCGCAAUCACUGCCCACAUCGCCACAUGGUGACGUCACUGGGAGCCUGUCCGGCUUCUCCUCCGUGGCUCCUAGCCGGCCCUCGUCCCCGCCGCCAUCAAAGCCCGGCUCGACUACUAACUUGCAAGCCGCCGCUGGUAACCAGACUGAUGGAGGCAACCCCACGACUUGCACCAACUGUUUCACGCAAACGACUCCGCUAUGGCGACGAAACCCCGAGGGCCAGCCGCUUUGCAACGCUUGCGGCUUGUUUCUCAAGCUCCACGGCGUCGUGCGACCUCUGAGUCUCAAGACGGACGUAAUCAAGAAGCGUAACCGUGGCUCCGGCAACAAUGCCGGCGGUCGUGGCAAGAAGGGCCUGGGGUCUGCUGCUACCUCUCGCAAGAACUCGUCCCUCUCCAUUGCGAACUCGGCGCCCUCUGGUCAACAAACGCCGACAAUCGCCUCUGGACAGCGCCCCGGCACAAGCUAUAAGGAAGAGAGCCCCAGCUCGACCAGUAGCGGCCAGUUUGGAGCCCAGGCAGCCGGCGGCAAGGGUGUAGUACCUAUCGCUGCCGCUCCCCCCAAGUCAUCGCCCGGACCUGGCGCAUCAACCUCGCCCAUGCCUCUGGCUCGCCCUUCUGCAAACGCCUCAUCGAAGCGACAACGCAGACACAGCAAGAGCGACGGCACCGUCUCAGCCAUGGACAUUGACGGCGGCUUCCCAGGCACCAACGACGGCACCAGGUCCCUCGGCACGACGCCCAGCAUGCCAUCCAUCUCGUCCACCAUGAUGACUUCAGGUUAUGGCAUGCCGCAGCGUCCUCUGAUGGCCGCCCCAGGACCCAUGGGCCAUCAAUCCAAUGGCAUGAGCCCCAACGCCGUCGGCCCGCAGGAAUGGGAGUGGCUCACGAUGAGUCUGUAA
Messenger RNA from Cordyceps militaris CM01, 2574 nucleotides. Its product is annotated as Nitrogen regulatory protein areA. The record is from RefSeq and is a predicted model, not a curated record. NCBI's taxonomy places the organism in Eukaryota, Fungi, Ascomycota, Sordariomycetes, Hypocreales, Cordycipitaceae. The transcript has 3 exons. The coding region runs from base 1 to 2574 and encodes 857 amino acids. Gene Ontology annotation, biological process: positive regulation of transcription by RNA polymerase II; negative regulation of transcription by RNA polymerase II. Gene Ontology annotation, molecular function: RNA polymerase II cis-regulatory region sequence-specific DNA binding; zinc ion binding; DNA-binding transcription factor activity, RNA polymerase II-specific.